This is a messenger RNA of Striga hermonthica, 933 nucleotides long. The record is from the annotation of a GenBank genome assembly. Lineage: Eukaryota; Viridiplantae; Streptophyta; Magnoliopsida; Lamiales; Orobanchaceae.
AUGGAAAAGAGACACAGAUGCAAGCUCUGUUUCAGAAACUUCGCCAAUGGCAGAGCUUUAGGCGGCCACAUGAGAUCCCACAUGAUGAAAUUCUACGACGAGGCCGCCGGCCGGCCGGAAAAAAUUCAUCUCCGGCAACCGAUAAACUCAUUCUCCUCGACCUCAGUAUCUCAAACUUCAUUCCCAUCCUCGUCCUCGUCGUCAUCAUCAUCAUCAUCAUCCGAAGAAGAAGAGAUCGAGGAGAUCGAUAAGCCCAUCACGGCCGAUCACAAUUUCUACGCCGGCGGGUUUUUUCCGGUGAGAAAAAGGUCGAAGCUUGGAAAAGGAGAAGCCGGAGAGGAAGACGAAAACGAAAAGCAGUCAUCUUUGAGCUCGAUUUCCGAUACUACCCCUGAGGAGCACGUUGCCCGCUGCCUGAUCAUGCUGUCUAGGGACACGUGGACGAGGGCCGAUCUGGAAUUUCACGAUUCCGAUGGAGGGGAGGACGGAAAUAAGAUUUGGGAAAGUCCGGGGGUGGGAAAGGGAAUUAAAGGUAAAGUGAGGGGUGGAAAGUAUAGAUGCGAGGAAUGCGGCAAGGUGUUCAAGUCUUAUCAAGCGCUGGGCGGCCACCGGGCAAGCCACAAGAAGGUCAGAGUAGAGCCGCGGCUGCCCGAUCCGAACUUGGGCAGCUGCCCGAAGGCAGAGAAAUUACACGAGUGCCCUUUCUGCAGGAGGAUUUUCCCGUCCGGGCAAGCGCUCGGAGGGCACAAGCGGUCGCAUUUCGUCGGGCAGGCCGGGGCGAAUUUGGGAAAUGUCCAUAGUUCGAGCCCCGAAAAGCAAAUAAUAAAUUCGAGGGAUGAUGGGGCAGUUUUGGACAUCGAUUUGAACAUGCCGGCACCUGUGGAUGACGACGAGGGCAGCCAGGUUGCGGUCUCGGCUGUUUCGGUUUCAUGA